GACUGAGCACAGAUCACCAACGGAUUAAAAAGUGACCUUUGACCCAUCACCGUUCUCCCAGCAGCUCUGAGCCAAUGAGAUGUCAGAAUCUGGCCUUUAUAGAUUCGCUCUGGAGGUGAAUGUCUAUAUAUAUAUAUCUCCACUCAAAAGGCCUCCGUCCAUCACUGUCUUCAAAGAUCGGUCCAUUUCAGCCUUCAGCUGUGACUAUUUCAUCAUGUCUCACUCAGGUGUUCAGGGCAGCAUUGGGAGUCACCCUGCCAUUGGCCUGCACAAUCACAAGAUAUACCUCUAUGAAUAUGAAAACUUCCAAGGCCGCAGGAUGGACCUGUUUGGAGAGUGCCUUAAUCUGUGUGAGAAGGGUUUCGACAGAAUUGGCUCCAUCAGGGUGGAGUGUGGACCCUGGGUUGGCUACGAGCAGCAGAACAUGACUGGUGAGAUGUUCAUGCUGGAGAAGGGCGAGUACCCCCGCUGGGAUACCUGGUCCAACAGCUACCGGUGUGACCGCAUGAUGUCAGUCAGGCCCGUUCGAAUGGAUCCACAAGACCACAAGAUUUGUCUGUUUGAAUGUGCAAACUUUGAAGGCCGUAAGAUGGAAGUGUGUGAUGAGGAUAUUCCAAGCUUGUGGUCCUAUGGUUUCCAGGAUCGUGUCGCCAGCAUUCAGGUCACUGGUGGAACGUGGGUGGGUUACCAGUAUCCUGGCUACCGUGGCUACCAGUACGUGUUAGAACUGGGACCUUUCAAGCACUGGAACGACUGGGGAGCCCACCACCCCCAGAUCCAGUCCAUCCGCAGGGUGAGAGACAUGCAGACGCACCGCCGGGGCUGCUUUGAGCUGAACGCAUAGAAGAGUGAGACGGACUGGAAGUUGACAGGAGAAAUGCAGCGAAAGCUGAGAUCCGUUUGUGGAGGUUCUUCUAAAGGACAAUUAGACAUGUUUUGUUUCUUUUAUUACGCUCAAUGAAACAAUUGAAAGCAUGAAGGUCAGUGAAUCACUCUGUGAGAAAAGCCCCAGAAGGAACACUCACCCAUAAGACAGCAAAAAUAAAAAAUAUAUAUUUUGUCCUGUGUCUGAAUUGGGGUUGAUAGGGUAUUAAUAGCAUGUGUUAAAAGGUCGGGUUUUUUGCAUUAAAAUUACUUGAUUGAUAUUUUUACCUGCUUGCUUAUGCUACCCAAGCUGAAAUGAUGCCAAUGAUGCCUGUUCAGCAGGGUACUUCCCCCUCUCCGAGGAUCCACCAUGUUUCAAAAAAAAAAAGGUUAAUCACAGAGCACUACCAUGGACAGCUCUCAGAUCCGCUCUGCAGUAAGUUUGCAAGGCAGGGGGAGGCACUAUCUCCUCAUCUCCAAGAAUUAACCAGAGUGUCUCACAGUCAAAGGAUGGUAAGAAGAAAGCUGCGCAGGGUUGCGAUUGCUUGGAACUAAAACUUUUUUGCAGCUUGUUUCUGCCCACAUGGAUGGGGCUGUCCCGAAGUUUUGCAUUUUACAUUU
This is a messenger RNA of Gambusia affinis (western mosquitofish), 1485 nucleotides long. It is a transcript of the gene crybb1l3, whose product is annotated as crystallin, beta B1, like 3. Gene Ontology annotation, biological process: visual perception; lens development in camera-type eye. The record is from RefSeq and is a predicted model, not a curated record. Lineage: Eukaryota; Metazoa; Chordata; Actinopteri; Cyprinodontiformes; Poeciliidae. The coding region runs from base 80 to 844 and encodes 254 amino acids. The transcript has 6 exons. Gene Ontology annotation, molecular function: structural constituent of eye lens.